UGUUCAUCCAUGUCUAUCUAAAACCCAAAACAAAACCUCUCUUUUUCAAAGAAAAGUAAAAUACUAAAUAAAAGAGAGAGAAAAGAAAAACAGAGAGAGAGAGAGAACAAAAACCUAAUUCCUCCAUCGAAAGAAAUGCUUCAACAAUGGUGAUUUUCAGGUCUCUCAAAUCAAUCCUCCGAAACUCAAACACCAUAGCUCGAACCUUCCUCAUUCCAACAACCUCAACAACAAUCACUCUCCCCUUUUCUCCAUUACUGCACAACGCACUUUUCCCCCUUCCUUCUCACCACAACGGCCCUCUCUUCCUCGCUUCCCCGCCCUGGAAGCUCUCUCAAUCCGCAACCCCUCUUUAUCAUCACCCUAAAGCCGUCGUUUUUCGUCGCAAGGUCAGCGCAAUCAACCUCGAUUUGAUUCGAAUCGCAACAAAAACCCCUUUACCACUCCACAACCAUGUUGAUUCCAGUUCCAACCAAUCUCCUCAACACACACUUAUCUACACUUUCCUCAAUGCGCCAAAUCUCAUAUCUAUUACUCGAUUGAUUUCGGGUCCUUUUCUUGGAUGGAUGAUAGUGAAUGAUAUGUAUACUUCAGCUAUGGUGGGGUUGGCUAUCUCUGGAGCUUCUGAUUGGCUUGAUGGGUAUGUGGCUAGGAAGAUGAAGAUUGAUUCUGUAGUAGGUUCGUACCUUGAUCCCCUUGCUGAUAAGGUUCUUAUUGGUUGUGUUGCUGUUGCAAUGGUUCAUCAAGAUCUACUGCAUCCUGGACUCGUUGGACUUGUCGUAUUCCGAGAUUCCUUCCUUGUCGGUGGUGCGGUAUUUCAAAGAGCUAGUAGCUUGGGUUGGAAGUGGAAAAGCUGGUAUGAUUUUUUUAACCUCGAUGGGACCGGUCGCCAAAAAGUCAAACCACUCUUUAUAAGCAAGGUGAAUACAGUGUUCCAGUUAGCGUUAGUUGCUGCAGCUCUUCUUCAACCCGAUUUUGGAACUCCAGAAACUCAAGCAUACAUUACUUAUCUAAGCUGGUUAGUUGCUUCAACAACAGUGGGAUCUAGUGCAGCUUAUGGUUUACAAUAUAUGAAAAGAUCUGCAGUUGUAUUAAAGUCGUCAUAGUUGAAGUUUAGUUGGAGUGCUGAUUUGAACAGUGUGCUUUUUUAGCAGCCAAAUAAUAGUAUAAUUAUCACCCUAGUUAAGGAAAAGAUAGAAGAAAAUGUUACAUUUAUCGACCUGUUCUGUCAAUGGACUAAACAUAUGCGGAUCUGAGAAUUUUGAGUAGAGAUGGUAUCAUAUAUUUAUAACUUUUGAAGUAUAUAUUGUUUCAUUUCUCAAGCAGAAAUGUACAUUAUAAUAUAAGGCUUUGAGAGAAGUAUAGUGUAUCUUCAUUAAAAUGAAAUAUAGUGCUUUGGAAGGAAAAAGCUAUGUUAAAAAAUGAUAAAAUUACACAUAUUUUGCAGGUAAAGCAACUAUAUUGAAAAUGAUAAAAUUAGACAUAAUUUGUAGGUAAAGCAAAGACGGUUUGAGGAGAUGGAAAAGAAUUGUCAUACCAAAUGCUCGUCAAGAGGCAAUGGAGGGGUUGGCAUACCAAAUUAAGGGUGUUUAAAAAUA
Messenger RNA from Vicia villosa (hairy vetch), 1598 nucleotides. RefSeq names its product cardiolipin synthase (CMP-forming), mitochondrial-like. The transcript has 8 exons. The record is from RefSeq and is a predicted model, not a curated record. Lineage: Eukaryota; Viridiplantae; Streptophyta; Magnoliopsida; Fabales; Fabaceae. Gene Ontology annotation, cellular component: membrane; mitochondrion. Gene Ontology annotation, biological process: cardiolipin biosynthetic process. Bases 147 to 1106 code for a protein of 319 amino acids. Gene Ontology annotation, molecular function: cardiolipin synthase activity.